Molecule: messenger RNA, 474 nt
Organism: Plasmodium relictum
Lineage: Eukaryota; Apicomplexa; Aconoidasida; Haemosporida; Plasmodiidae
Gene: IscU1
Product: nifU protein, putative
Exons: 1
Coding region: 1-474 (157 amino acids)
Biological process (GO): intracellular iron ion homeostasis; iron-sulfur cluster assembly
Cellular component (GO): cytoplasm; mitochondrial matrix
Molecular function (GO): 2 iron, 2 sulfur cluster binding; ferrous iron binding
Source: RefSeq, a predicted model, not a curated record
AUGUUUAAUAAAAUUACUCAGAUAUGUAAACAAAAGGAAGUAUUAUGUGUAAAUUUUUUGAAAGGUAAGUGCAUGAACGAUUGUAUAUAUACACGUAAUUAUAGUGAUCAUGUAAAAGAUCAUUUUCAUAAACCAAGAAAUGUUGGAUCCUUCGAUAAAAAUGAAAAAAAUGUUGGAACUUCUAUUGUUGGAAAGGCAUCUUGUGGUGAUGUUAUAAAAUUACAAUUAAAAAUUGAAGAUAAUGUAAUUAAAGAUGCUCGUUUUAUGGCAUUUGGUUGUGGUUCAGCUAUAGCUAGUAGUUCAUAUGCAACAGAAUUAAUAAAGGGGAAAACAAUUGAUGAAGCUUUAAAAAUUAAAAAUGAUGACAUUGCCUCCCAUUUAAACCUACCCCCUGUUAAAAUUCAUUGUAGUUUAUUAGCCGAAGAUGCCAUAAAGCAUGCCAUUAAAAAUUACAGAGAAAAAGUUAUAAAUUAA